Phoenix dactylifera (date palm) is the source of this 2499-nucleotide messenger RNA. Lineage: Eukaryota; Viridiplantae; Streptophyta; Magnoliopsida; Arecales; Arecaceae. The record is from RefSeq and is a predicted model, not a curated record.
CGUCCGCCAGUCUGCAUGUAAAGAAACCGCGGGGAGAAUCUGUGGAUGAGUGGCCACAAACUCCUCGACGGCCCAAUCGCAGCCUUCCUUCCCUCCUUUCCACUUUCUUUGUUUUUAGAUCUCCAAACAAGAUAAAAACAAUAAAAUAAAGAGACGGUGGAGAGGAAUAGAUCGGGGUUUGGAUCCCUUCCUUCCUUGCAUCCCCCACCCCUAUUCUUUCCCCUUCUUUCCUUCUUUCUGCUCCCUUUAUACAUCCAAAGAUUGCUCUUGCGCCUCCUUUUUUCGCUUCUUCUCCUCGGAUUCACAUCCAAAGUUGGGUCUAUACCCUCUUGGCUACUCGAUUGCUGCUGCUCUCUGGUCUUUUACCCUGAUCGAAUUCUCUCUGCUGGUGGGUGGUCCGGGGGUUUGCAGGGGUUUUGGGUUCGCGUUGUUCUUGAAUAGGUACUCCGUGGGAGCUUUAGGUUCAUGUUUUGGACUUGAAAUUUUGGGUUUUUUGUCCUUGUAAUCCAUCGAUGGUUGAGACUCUCUCCUUGUUUUCAGUAAAAGAAAUGUUCUUGAAUUGAGUAUUCGAUUGAUUUCUGAUCGAGGUCUAUCCUUUGCAGAAUUUGUUUAUAGAUUCUCUUUAGUUUCGGAAGGGUGGGUUAUCUGUUCCGAUUCCUUCGGGAAAAACUAUAACUUUCCCCCGUUGCUUCCACUGGAUCUGCCCUCUGUGUGCUCUGCUAUCGGAGAAUCCGUCCAAGGUUUGAUUUUGAGUAGAUAAACGAUCAGAAGACCUGGAAAUGGUGACGAACUCUUGGAUGGAAGUUCUCACCCCAAGGGCCCCGUACUUCCCCAACUCAAGUUGGCUUCCCGGCCCGAAGAGGAGCGGGGCUUGGACCCAAGAGGAGAACAAGCGCUUCGAGGAUGCCCUAGCGCGCUUCGACAGGGACACCCCCGACCGAUGGGAGAGGGUGGCGGCCAUGAUCCCGGGGAAGUCGGUGCGGGAUAUCAUCUCCCAUUACAAGGACUUGGAGGACGACGUGAGCCACAUAGAAGCUGGGCUGAUCCCGUUUCCUGGCUACAGCUCUUCGUCUUUUACGUUGGAUUGGGAGAACAGCCAUGGGUAUGAACGGUUGAAGCCAUCCUACUGCGUCGGCGGGAAGAGGUCAGGAGGGAGGCCGGAUCAGGAGAGGAAGAAAGGAGUCCCUUGGACUGAAGAGGAGCACAAGCUAUUUCUACUGGGUCUCCAGAAAUAUGGGAAAGGGGAUUGGAGAAACAUAUCACGCAAUUUUGUCACCACCAGGACGCCUACCCAAGUGGCUAGCCAUGCACAAAAGUAUUUCAUCAGGCUCAAUUCAGGUGGAAAAGAUAAGAGGAGGUCCAGCAUCCAUGACAUCACGACAGUCAACUUGCUGAACAAUGGGCCUCCUUCACCAUCUCAGGCAUCCAUGCUUGCCAAGCGAUCGAGUUCUGCUGCUACCACUGGAAUCUCUGACCAGUUCUCGGUCAUAGUCGAUUCAAAUCAGCCUAAUGAAGCAGCUGCUGUCUUUAGCCCAUCGGCACAUGGUAAUCCAUUCAUGCACCCACCUUAUGAAAUUACUUCAUAUGGGAUGAAAUUACCAGCUCAAAAUUCUCAAAGAGGCAUCCUUCAAGAUUCAAUGGUUGCAGACCAUAGUAUGCUAUUUCAAAUGCACCCUCAUGGAUAAGAAAAUGGAGAAUGUGCACUCCUGUAGACAAUAAUUGUCUAUGGACAUCUUUUGGGUGGGGAGUGGGGAGGGGAUGGGGUUACUUGGAUCAUUAAAUUCAGGCCUUUUGGGGCUGAAAUGGAAUGAUAGAGUAUGUAUUUCCAAUGCUGUCAAUAUGUCAAUACUGUGAUAUUUUCGUAGAUGGGCCUUAUGAUUUUUCUUUUUCUUCUUUGUAUAAUUUGCCAUUCUAAGGUACAGAACUCAAGAAUAUAAUGGCAUCAAGACAUUCACUUGAUGUCGCAUUGCCAUCUGAUAGUCUUAGCUUAGAAUGCUCCAUGCUCGUGUAGGUAUCAUACCCCUUAUGAAGACUUCUCUUGGUUAAGUGCUUAGUUUCCAAGAGAUCUGCAUAGGAGUAUUAUGGCAGCCUUUCCUGUUCGGGUGCUGGCCAGAAGAAGCUAGCUUCAGAUUCGUGGAGAAUGUGCAUACUUCAUGGUACGAUUGUUGAGGUACGAAUUGGAGGCCUAUGUCAUGUUGCUUGCUUGUUGUCUCUCAGAUGUUUUAAGCGGAUCUGUAUGUAAGCUGUUGUGGUAUAAAGAUAGACUGGAAAGUCCAGAGUCAAAUGAUUUAGCUGUCUAUGUUAGUAUUUCUUAUUUCAUCUGUCAUAUGUAUUUGCAGCAGUCAUGGCUUAUUGACCUUUGUCACAUUGUUAUGUAGUUUGAGCUUUACGCGGCAUCUUCCUCUCACUGGCUCUUUUAUAAACAAUAUUCAAAACAAUGGAUAAAUACCUUUUCUGGUAAAAGAUGUGUCCGAGUCUCCGCAGAUUUUUACUGCUGUA